CAAAUUAAGGGGGUCGAUUUCAAAAGGAUGACCGCUCUAUGGUUUAAUUGCCAAGCAAUCCAAUAUUCUAAUUAAAAUAGUCGCCGGGGACCCUCGUUCGAAAUUUGACGGCUUGGAGUCUCUUUCCUGUCACAAAAUUCCCGGCCAGUAGUAGCCGAUCCUAAUUGAUUUGCAAUUAAAAUUUGAUCCACUUGAUGACUUGAGACAGUCUAAUAUAGCGUGACGCAGUUUGUGUGCCAUGGAAUCGAAAGGGUUGUUAAAGAAUGAACAGUUGUAUCAGUAUGUACUGGAGACUAGUGUGUACCCACGCGAACCACAGCCUCUCAAGGAGCUAAGGAAUGUCACUGCUAACCACCCAAGGGCUGGAAUGGCCACUUCUCCAGAUGCUGGUCAGUUGAUAGCCAUGCUCUUGCAGCUAGUAAAUGCAAAAAAGACAAUAGAAGUGGGAGUCUUCACUGGAUACUCCCUUCUCCUCACCGCUCUUUCUAUCCCUGAGGAUGGAAAGAUUACUGCCAUAGAUGUCAAUCGUGAGACAUAUGAGAUAGGACUGCCAAUUAUAAGAAAAGCUGGUGUUGAAUACAAAAUUGACUUCAUAGAAUCUGAGGCUCUACCAGUUCUUGAUAAGUUACUGAGAGAUUAUGGAAAUGAAGGCAGUUUUGACUUUGCUUUUGUUGAUGCUGAUAAAGUCAAUUACUGGAACUACCAUGAGAGGCUAAUUAAAUUGCUAAAGGUGGGUGGAAUAGUUGUCUAUGAUAACACUCUCUGGGGAGGGACAGUUGCUAUGUCUGAAGAUUCAACUCCAGAGGUUAUGAAAAUGGGCAGACAGCUUACAAUUGACCUCAAUAAAUUGCUUGCAGUUGAUUCUCGUGUCCAAAUUUCACAUGCUUCACUGGGUGAUGGGAUCACAAUCUGCAGGAGACUUUACUGAUCUUUUUUGCUUGAACUUUAAACUUAUUUUACUUGUUUUCUGAUAUUGAGCUUUGAGUACAAUAAUUAUUCACAUAAUUCACACACAAUGGAUUUCCAUUGUGCAGGAAGUCUGGUUGGCUAUAAACAUUGAUGGCGAAAAUCCCAUCAUUUGUGUUCAAAAGAUUUAAAUAAAUUUAGCUUCUGCAACAUUCCCUAUUA
Molecule: messenger RNA, 1128 nt
Organism: Hevea brasiliensis (rubber tree)
Lineage: Eukaryota; Viridiplantae; Streptophyta; Magnoliopsida; Malpighiales; Euphorbiaceae
Product: probable caffeoyl-CoA O-methyltransferase At4g26220
Exons: 6
Coding region: 239-928 (229 amino acids)
Molecular function (GO): O-methyltransferase activity; S-adenosylmethionine-dependent methyltransferase activity
Source: RefSeq, a predicted model, not a curated record